Messenger RNA from Oryza brachyantha (malo sina), 950 nucleotides. Its product is annotated as U2 small nuclear ribonucleoprotein B''. Gene Ontology annotation, molecular function: RNA binding. Lineage: Eukaryota; Viridiplantae; Streptophyta; Magnoliopsida; Poales; Poaceae. The record is from RefSeq and is a predicted model, not a curated record. The transcript has 5 exons. The coding region runs from base 83 to 784 and encodes 233 amino acids. Gene Ontology annotation, biological process: mRNA splicing, via spliceosome. Gene Ontology annotation, cellular component: U2 snRNP.
GAGACCAUCACCCCUUCACCCUCUCGCGCUCGUCUCCCUUCCUCCUCGUCUUCGGCGGCGGCGGCGGCGCGGCGCGGCGGAGAUGUUGUCCGGUGACAUACCCCCGAACCAGACGGUCUACCUCAGGAACCUCAACGAGAAGGUCAAGAAAGAAGAAUUAAAGAGAUCACUCUAUGCGUUGUGCUCCCAGUAUGGGAGGAUACUGGAUGUGGUGGCCUUAAAAACUCCUAAACUGAGGGGGCAGGCGUGGGUGGUCUUUAGCGAAAUUACAGCUGCCACAAAUGCCUUCCGCGGACUGCAGGACUUUGAUUUUUAUGGCAAAAGAAUGCGAGUGCAAUAUGCAAAAACAAAAUCUGACUGUCUUUUAACCGAAGAUGGUUCUUCUGCUCCAAAAGAGAAAAGGAAAAAGCAAGAGGAGAAAGCAGCUGAGAAAAAACGACGAGCUGAAGAGGCACAACAAUCUGGUCCUAAUGCUGCUGCUGCCCAGAGCAAUGGGACUGGUUAUCAAGCUUCUCGCCUGGGCAAGACGUCGCAAGAGCCACCUGCACCCCCAAACAAUAUCCUUUUCAUCCAGAACUUACCAGCUGAGACCACAAGCAUGAUGCUCCAGAUCCUGUUCCAGCAGUACCCUGGUUUCAGGGAAGUCCGAAUCAUUGAAGCCAAGCCAGGCAUUGCUUUUGUGGAAUACGAGGAUGAUAGCCAGUCUAUGGUUGCAAUGCAAGCUCUGCAUGGUUUCAAGAUCACCCCAUACAACCCAAUGGCUGUAUCUUACGCAAAGAAGUGAGCAAUCCAUGGGAUCCCACAAAUUGGCGAAAAAAAAACUCUGUACUUGUAAGACUUUCCACCCUAGCUUUCAAACUGCUGUAUCAGUUUUCUAAUGUAUUUUUGGAAAGCACUUGCUUAGUUUAGAAGUCUUUGUUGCUUAAAUCAGAUUUGGUCUUCAUUCUUUU